GAGCCAGCCUGUCUGCCUGAUUCGGUGCUCCUGGCCGGUCCCAUUCCAGAGCCUCGGUGUCCAGAUGCCGCUAAGGUUCUCACAAGAAGAACCAAAGUCAAACAGACCCUCAAAGCUCCCUCCUAAGCUGCUCCUGAGGCAACCCCCACCUCAGCUUCAGGGGGUUGAAGAGCCUACCCAGCCAGGGAGGGCUUAUGAACCUGGCUUGCCUCCUCCACCUGUGGGCUGGAGACCCUGUGCUGCAUCACCAGGCCCCUGAGAGAAGAAGCUCCCGCCGUCCCUUCAGCUUUUGUCUUCAGCACCUACCCUUUGGGUUCUGUGAAUGGCUUGGCAUUGUUGCUUCAGUGUGGAGCAGCUUGAGAGAGCCUGUCAGGAGGUGGGCGGACAACUUCGAAGCUGAGGGCUGUGGAGGAAGCCAGGAGCACAGCUUCAAGCAUCCCUUCGUCCAGGCAGUGGGCAUGUUCCUGGGAGAGUUCUCGUGCCUUGCUGCCUUCUACCUGCUCAAAUGCCGAGCCAGAAGACAAUCAGACUCCAGUGUAGAGCCCCGGCAGCCCUUCAACGCCCUACUUUUCCUGCCCCCAGCCCUAUGUGACAUGACUGGGACUAGCAUCAUGUAUGUGGCCCUGAACAUGACCAGUGCCUCAAGCUUCCAGAUGCUGCGGGGUGCAGUGAUCAUCUUCACAGGCCUGUUCUCAGUGGCCUUCCUGGACCGGAGGCUGGUACCAAGCCAGUGGCUGGGCAUCCUGAUCACUAUUGCGGGACUGGUGGUCGUUGGCCUGGCUGACCUCCUGAGCAAGCAUGACAGUCAACACAAGCUCAGUGAAGUAAUCACAGGUGACUUGUUGAUCAUCAUGGCCCAGAUCAUCAUUGCCAUCCAGAUGGUGCUAGAGGAGAAGUUUGUCUACAAACACAACAUCCACCCACUCCAGGCAGUGGGCAUCGAGGGCUUCUUCGGCUUUGUGAUCCUCUCCCUACUGCUGGUGCCCAUGUACUACAUCCCCACUGCCUCCUUUAGUGGCAACCCUCGUGGGGUGCUGGAAGACGCUCUGGAUGCCUUCUGCCAGGUGGGCCGGCAGCCCCUGAUCGCCCUGGCUCUGCUGGGUAACAUCAGCAGCAUUGCCUUCUUCAACUUUUCGGGGAUCAGUGUCACCAAGGAACUGAGUGCCACCACCCGCAUGGUACUAGACACCCUGCGCACCGUGGUCAUCUGGGCCUUCACCCUCGCACUGGGCUGGGAGGUCUUCCAUCCACUGCAGAUCCUUGGUUUCCUCAUCCUCCUUAUGGGCACCGCCCUGUACAACGGGCUGCACCGACCACUGCUAGCCUGCCUGUCCAGACGCUGGCGACACCCUACCCAGGAGGGAGAGCAAGAGAGACUGCUGGGUGACAGCCGGACUCCCAUCAAUGAGACCAGCUGAGCUGCAGUGGGAUCUCUAUUGCCACCAGAUGGCUGAGGCCAUGCAGACCGGUGGGCUGUGAGUGCCCUGUCCCAAGGCCUCACCCCACCCAUCCCUACUGACCCCACUGCACAGUUGCUGCUGGAGAGGAUGGGAGGACACCAGGUCCUGCUUUAUUCCUGAGGCCUGAAAUAUUGGGACCCAGCCCCCACAGGCUCAGCUAUGGCAACCACUCUCAGCCUCCCAGUUCUGCUGCACUAGAACAAAAUUGCGAACUUGAAUGGCAAGAAAUUACAACCCUAGUAUUUCUGUUACACACUAACUUGUGGUAGAAUAUCUAGCUUCUGAACUGUAAGCUACAGAGAAGUCAGCUAACAGGUUCAAACCAGAACUAAGAGACUAUUCUGCAAAGCCUGUCUAAAAACCUGGUUUCUGGCUCAGCUGCAGGCUCUGUGCGUGCCCAGGUCUGUGCUUUGCAGCACAGGUGUAUAUAAUGUGUCCUUGGUGCCUUGCAGCCCCAGCAUCCUGUGGGCCUCUGAUUGUCACUGGUAUGAGAAAAGAGUUGCACACCAGUAUUCCUCCUCCCCAUGGUGGGCUCUUUGAUAUUUUUAUUUUGGUUUGGCUUGGGGUUUUUGCCAUUACAUGGCCCUGGCUAUCCUGAAACUCAUGAUGUAGACCAGGCUAACCUCAAACUCACAGAGAUUCACCUACUACUUCCUCAGUGCGGAUUAAAAGUGUACAUCUUCAUGCCCAACACCUCCUUGAUGUUUUGAUGUUCUGUUCUUCAGACCCCAAGGCCUCUCUGCCUGGGGCAUUCCUGGCAGCCCUUGGAAAUCACUUCACAAACUUGUUUUGUUUUCUUUUGUUUUGUUUGAAACGAAAGUCUUAUUGUGUAGCACCAGCAUUCAACUUCCUAUUCAACUUCCUCACACUCAGCCUUCCUGCCUCACCCUCCCAAGUGCUGAGAGACUGGAAUGCGAAGCACUGCCCAGAAAAGCUUCCAUUUUAAACUAAGGAGACCAAAGCCUGUUGGCAAGAGGGAUCUGUGCUUACUGCCGGCUUGGGCCAAAGACCUGAGAGGCCUCUAUAUCCGAAGCUCCAUGACUGUUAGAGAGACCUAGAGCCAGUGUGGCCCCACUCCCAGUAAUCCAGACCCAUAGUGUCCACAGGAUGACAUACUUACCAGGGGUCUUCCUUAGUGGGUAAGCUGGCAUCCCCAGCACUGGGUUAAAUGCUUCAUCCUCACUCCCUCUCAUGAUAUCUGCAAAGGGAAAAGCCAAGGCACUCCCAGGAGGCAAAGUGAGGCACGCACAGAACCAGUGUCCCAACCAGCCACGUGUGGCCCACUGCUAUACAGGUCUCUGUGGGCCUUUGGGGUGGCUUUCUAUGACUGGGCUAAAAAAACUAAUAUUGUUACCCUGCAGAUGCUCUCACUCUCGGUAGAAGAAAGGCAGCAGGAAGGAGCCCUGGGGCCCUGGCCGCCCUUAAUUACAUACAGCCUUGCCUGUGGGGAUGUUUUAAGUGGGGAUGUCCUAAGUGGCAGUUCAAUAGUAAACACUAACAGCUUUCUUUGUGAGGGGAAGGGGCCUUGAUUAGCAAAGCCCUUGCAUUUGACUCCAACAGAUUCUAAUGGUGUGUCAAGGAAGGAAACUUCCUUUCUGUUAGCUCGGAGUCCCAGAGCCCCAAGCUUCUCUGGACUACAGUCUGUCACAGGGAGAAGUAAAUGGGAAUUCUGUGCCUAUUUACUCAAGGUGACAGAAAGUGGCAGCUGUCUUGUACAAAAAUAAAAACCAGGGCCCUACAA
This is a messenger RNA of Rattus norvegicus (Norway rat), 3201 nucleotides long. It is a transcript of the gene Slc35f6, whose product is annotated as solute carrier family 35, member F6. Gene Ontology annotation, cellular component: membrane; lysosomal membrane; mitochondrion. The record is from RefSeq and is a predicted model, not a curated record. Gene Ontology annotation, biological process: transmembrane transport. Gene Ontology annotation, molecular function: transmembrane transporter activity. Lineage: Eukaryota; Metazoa; Chordata; Mammalia; Rodentia; Muridae.